AUGAGUCUAAGCGAAAAACAAAUUAUCGAGUUGAUUACAAACGACGAGUCAGCCGAUGAAUAUAAAUCAAGUGAUUUUUCGGAUGGUUCAGAUUCUGAAAGUAAUUUCACUAACUCUCUUAGAGAAAAUCUGUUGAGUAGUAUUUCGAAUAACACAGUAGUAUCAGAAAAUAAUCGUAGUUUAGACAUAGAAAUAUUACCAAUAGUAUGUGAAGAUAAUGUUAUUAUACCUCCAGUUAGUUUACCCCAAACGCUAUCUCCGAGUACUGUACCCCAAAACAAAAAAGGUCCAGAUGUGUUUUCUGAAAAAUGGUUUAAUGAUGAUACUGCUAUCAAUAACUUUGAGCACAAAAAAUUUGAUUUUGAUGAUUCAAAUACUGGAGUUAAACUUGAUGAUUUACCUUCUCCUCUGACCGAGUAUGAUAUUUUCAAAACUGUAUUUGACGAAGAUUUGGUACAACAUAUAGUAGACAAGACUAAUAAAUUUUAUAAUUUUGUUAUAUCUAAUAAAGAAAUAACCGUAAACUCAAAACUAAACCGUUGGACUGAUACAAACGUAGAUGAAAUGUAUAGUUUUUUUGCCUUAUGUCUUCUUAUGUCCCAUGUAAAAAAAAAUAAAAUUAAAGAGUAUUGGACAACUUCUUUUUUGCUGUCUACUCCAGCUUUUGGAAAAACAUUGCGAAAAAAAUUCAAAAAAAUUUUUAAACCUAGUCAAAAACUCUAUAUUGAUGAGAGUAUAGUGGAAUGGAAAGGACGAUUAAGUUUCAAGCAAUUUAUUCCAUCAAAACGCCAUCGUUUUGGAAUAAAACUAUUUGUGUUGUGUGAUUGUGAAACUGGAUAUCUACUAGAUUUUAUUGUGUAUUGUGGUCAGCAAAGUCACAUCGAUACAUUGGACAAUCUAGGCGUAUCGGGAUCGGUAAUUACAACCCUCAUGAAACAAUAUUAUAAGAAAGGGCAUAUUGUUUACAUGGAUAACUGGUAUACCUCACCAACCCUUUUAAAACAUUUAUCCUCUAAAAAAGUUGGUGCUUGUGGAACAGUUAAGGCAAAUAGAAAAGGUAUGCCAAAUUUAUGUAAAAAAUUAAAAAGAGGAGAAUGCAAACUGGCAAUCACCAAAAAAUCUAAAAUUCUAGCUUGCAAGUGGAAAGAUAAAAGAGACGUAUUGAUGUUGUCUACUAUACAUAAACACCAAAUGAAAAAAAUAAAUAAAAACGACAAACUACAAAUAAAACCAAACUGUAUACUUGAUUAUAAUACUAAUAUGGGAUUAGUUGACAAAACUGAUAUGAUGAUGAGUUUUAAUGGCACAAUCAGAAAAUCUGUCAAGUGGUACAAACAAUUUUUUUUUCAUCUAUUGGAUAUAGCAAUUCUUAACUCUGGAAUAAUAUAUAACAAACUUAUCGAUAAGAAAUUUCGUCUGCCAAGUUAUCGACUUCAGCUGAUAACCCAAAUUUUAGAAAAACAUUCUACACAUAGAUUAAAUUUACCAGGCAGAAAGUCAACAAAUGACAAUCCUACUAGGCUUACAGCACGCCACUUUCCAUGA
Rhopalosiphum padi (bird cherry-oat aphid) is the source of this 1545-nucleotide messenger RNA. RefSeq names its product piggyBac transposable element-derived protein 4-like. The record is from RefSeq and is a predicted model, not a curated record. The transcript is spliced from 2 exons. NCBI's taxonomy places the organism in Eukaryota, Metazoa, Arthropoda, Insecta, Hemiptera, Aphididae. Bases 1 to 1545 code for a protein of 514 amino acids.